UACAUAUACGUGUAAGCUGCAUACGCGCGCGCUUAAGCGUCGGCAAAGAGCCCAUGAUAAAGAUGAUUUACAGAGUAGAUUAAUUAAAAUAGGAGUUUACAUUUCUUACGCCUAGUCAAAUGCGAACAAAAUAGAUCCUCGUUAGAUAAAUGAUAACGCAAACACGUGUACACUUUGUUGUUUUCACACUAUGCACAUAUGCGGUCUAUGUAAAGGUUUAUCAACGCCAGACAAUUGCGAUAUCGUGAAAGAACAGAAUCGAUCUUUUCCUCCGAUAAUUUCCUGUCGAUAAAAAUGAACAUACCAAUGAUCCUCCGUUACCGUUACGAUUGUGCUUACGAUUACGAUUUCGGGAAUGUUAACAUACGCUGAACACGUUUCGCGGUUGCUGCGUGAUUGCGACUAUUGCUAUACGAUGCCCUACAUCGCCGUUCGACGCGUACCGUGCAUACAAAGAUAUCGCAUGUUUAUGUGUUCAUACGAUGUUACACAGAUAACGGGAAUCUUUUUAAUUCACGAUUCUUCCUAUGUUAAAUCCGAUACGAAAACGCAUGCCUCGGGAUUCAUUGAUUCUUUUUUUUUCUCCUACGAUAUCUCAUCCCGUUUUAAGAGUACGCAAGAGAAGAGAAGAAAUGGAAAGAAAAAGAAGCAUACUGGCACUGGUUGGACUGAUUCUAUUUCUCAAGUCUUCGAAUACCGAAAGCGGUAGCAGCAGUGGCAACGGCAACAGCUAUAACGGACACUUAUUUUCUCACCACCAUCGACAGAAGAGACUGCUUUGGAUAACUAACGAUGGUCGAAUAGCUUUACCACCAGGCACGAUUAUGACGAUAACUCCAACAUUGGCGUUACCCUUUGUCAGAUACCCUCCCUAUGGUUUUCUUAGCAACAUGACUGUUAGUCUUCCCUUUACCAUCGAUUUCGACAAACUGGGUUUAACCGAUAACGAAAACCCUUACGGCGCUUUACCAUCAGCGUUCGAUACUACUGCAAGGGAUCAGGGAUCGAAUGCCGCAGAAUUUAUCGCGACAUUCGUAAAACGUGGAAUCAGCAAAAGAGAAGCACUCGCGGAUUUGCCAAAGAAUGCACUUUACGGAGGUGAAAGAGCUCUUUUGUAUGGUACCGCUGAGGAUAUGCUCGCAAAUUUCGGUUUAAAUGGAAAGGCCUGUCUAUUAAGGGCAAUCUGUGAAGUGCAGGGACAUCCCCUAAGCAAUUUCGGCUUAAUCGGGGAAAUGCUCAAACUCUUUUUCACUGCUAGCAAAUCACCAUUUUCGAACCUUUUAAAAGAAUAUGUUGAAGCUGAAAAUAGAGGCAAGUUUCAUGGAGAGUGUUGGCCUUACUUCAAAGAUUGCCCAAAAUCGUUAUUCCGCUUAUCAGAGAAUAAAUAUACGAAAGAUGCCUUCCACGAAGAUGCUGCAACUGUCGAAUCAGAUGAGAUAGAAAAGAAAAAUCGAUACUUUCCUUCGAUCCAGUCAAUGGAUCGAGCAACAAAGAGAGAAACUCAGUUUUCGCGAAAUUUGAAACGUGCGAUACACCCGUUAAUGUAAAUAAAGUCACUCGAUGCUAAGUCUAGAUACAUGCACAUGGUAUGUAUACUCCCAAGUCGAAAAAAGGUAUGACACGAAUCAACUACUGUAUGUAUAUGUACUUAACUUACUUACGCGCAUCUUUCCUUUCCUUCGAAAUAUUUUUCUUUACUAGCCAUCUACUUUAAAGCCAGAUCGAAGUCGAUUUUGACCAAUACCCACUUAUUACUCCUUGAAUUCCACGAUCGUAAACUGAAAAAAGCUGCGCUUUCUCGACUUGAUGGAAAAUCAAAUAUGUAAUUGCAUUUUACGCUUUAUCGGCCCCCCAUUGUGAGGCAUACGUCGCAUGUGCGCAUGGCACGUGCACGAUCUUUCAUCGCCAUAUUAUAUUUAGUAAUUUAUUUGGUGUUCGUAUCGUCCUAGAUCAUAAUAAAAAAUACAGUAGAAAAGUACCUUUCAGUCGUUUAAAAUUACACAACAAUUGCGAUUCCGAUCAUUUUUUAUUGUAUCGAUGUGCGUUCGAACGAAUACACGUAUGUAUGUAUGUAUGUAUAGUGUAUAUAUACUCUUAUUUCUCGUCAUCUUCUCUGUAUAAUGUUCCGUAUUCAAUUUUCUUGUACGUGUAUAUACAUGUACGCGUGUUAAAAUUUCAACGUGUAAUCAACUACACAAAUUUAUCUACCUAAAACAUAAUUAGGCCAAUUUUAUAACAGCAUAUUGCGGUGAAUGAAAAUCUUCUUAUUACUAUAUUUGUCGCUAGAUAUGUAUACCUUGUAUGAGUAAUUAACAGUUUUAAUAGUAUGCGCGACGAGCAAAACUAAAAUUGUUUCACAUAGUAUAAAUAUAUUUGUCAACUAGCAAUAGAUAAAACGAUAAGAAGAAUAAAAUAAUGUAUAAUAAGAAAAUUAAAAAUUAGAAAAUUAUUAUUAAAAGAUAAAAAACAUAGAAAAUUGGAAAUAAAUAAACAUUAAAUCGCAACUAUUCAGAAGUAUAAUCGAUGUUAUGCGACAUGUGUGUAGUUUACACUAAAUUCUGGUACUGAUAAUACAUAUAUUGUAGAUAAGUUGUAUUUCCAAUAUCGAAUAUGUGAUAAAAGUUACGUACGUAGCAAUCAUACUUACACAUCAUUGCUUACCAAUUAUUUAUUACAUUACAUUUCCAUUUAUCGCCAUCUGUAAUAAAAUCUUGCGAAAUUUUACUGUAUUUUACAAUAUAUUAUUACCUCAUAUGAAUUUGUUAUGGUUCUAAUUAUUAAGUUGUGAUAUUUUGAAAUACGCUGGAGGUACAUCAUAAAAAUAUAGCGUGUUAUGAUCUUGCUCUUUUUUCAUAUACCUUUUUAUUAACAUUUAUAGUGAAAGUACAUUUAUAAUUGAAACUACAUAUUUACUUAAGUUGUACUUACUCUUACUACUUAUUUACGUAAUAUUUAUUUUUGUCCGGCUGUGUAAACUUAACCUCGAAAUUUUCAAUUGUAUUUUUAUUAUUACAUUAUUCUUAUAAGAUAGUAUGGCUUGUGAAGCUUGUAACGUAAAAUUCAGCUUCUUCACACGCAAG
Messenger RNA from Bombus terrestris (buff-tailed bumblebee), 3080 nucleotides. RefSeq lists its product as uncharacterized. The transcript is spliced from 4 exons. Lineage: Eukaryota; Metazoa; Arthropoda; Insecta; Hymenoptera; Apidae. The coding region runs from base 528 to 1547 and encodes 339 amino acids. The record is from RefSeq and is a predicted model, not a curated record.